This is a messenger RNA of Chroicocephalus ridibundus (black-headed gull), 3044 nucleotides long. RefSeq names its product nephrocystin 1 (gene NPHP1). The transcript is spliced from 20 exons. Bases 990 to 3029 code for a protein of 679 amino acids. Gene Ontology annotation, molecular function: protein binding. Gene Ontology annotation, biological process: protein localization involved in establishment of planar polarity. The record is from RefSeq and is a predicted model, not a curated record. NCBI's taxonomy places the organism in Eukaryota, Metazoa, Chordata, Aves, Charadriiformes, Laridae. Gene Ontology annotation, cellular component: cytoplasm; cilium.
UGCUUGUGCUUUGGAUUCUGAAUUUCUUCUUGCGCUUUGGACAAGGAAUUGUGGAGAUGGCUGUAGCACGUUCCUUCUUCCCCUCCCAUCGCUAGCGCAUUCCAGAAGAGUAUUUCCUCAAGUCUGAGAGAGGGGUGCUCCUGCGUUUCACUGGAUGCUUUACUGCACACUGUGCAGGCUGAUGGUUUUCAACUAUAGUACCGAACGGUAAAAGUUUCACAAGUUUUUGGGGAAAAAAACCAAACAACUCUUUAGCAUCCCUUAAGAUGACGAAAUGCUGAUUUGUAGCCAGGUAAGCAGCCCUGUGUCUUUUUGCUAGAAACAAGGUUUCAGACCUUUGGAAGUUCCUUCAAUGCAAACAGCAGGGUGUGUGGUACAGUGUGGAAUCAAUCGCCGGUGCUCAGCAGAGCCGCUGUUCACAGGAGCACGUGGUUCAAACCACAGCUGCUGUCUAAGUUCUACCUACUUAACCAGCAUUGUACUUUUCCACGGUGUGCCCUUUGGUGUUUUUGACCUUGAGACAGGCAGAGGCUUGGAAGCAGGGGUGUCCAUACUGCUGCCGAUGCCACAUCGUGGCCUUAUCUAUGUGCCAUUUGUCGGGGCGAGGGGAGCCCGUAAGUGCGAACCGUGCGCCUCGGGCACGGUUUCCACCACAAGCUGGAAAGUGACUGCAGUCUUACAGGGUGCCCCGGGGAGGGCAGGAAGAGAUUUACCUGCGGCGGGCUGCAGGCUGUCUGUCUGUCAGUCCCCAGGCCAGGCCUGCCCGAGCAGUGGGUCAGGGCCGGGUGAGGCCCUUCUGGCUCCGACCCGCAGCCAAAAGCGGAGUGUGGCGGGUGGCCCUCGCGGCGGGGCCAGCCCGGACCGGCGAUCCCCGGGGACGGAGGCUGCGCAACCCUCGCUUCUCCCUCAGGCGGGCGGCAUACAGCUUCCGGUGUGCCGCGCGCCCCGGAAGUGACGACAUCACGCGACGCCGCCGUUGCCUAGCGACCAUGUCGGGGCGGCGGGCGCGGGGCCCGUUGCAGCGGGUGCAGCGCCGGAGCCGGGAGCUGCAGGCCCAGGUGGAGGCGCUGCGGGCGGAGAGCGCGGCCCCGGCCCCCGGGCAGCGGAAGGCUCUUUCGCAGAGAUGUAUACAGCUGAAGAAAUUGGUGGAUGAGAAUACAAAUGCCCUUCAUGAUUUGAAAAAAGCUGAUGAGCCUGCACCUGUGGGGAAUUAUAAUCAGAGGAAAGAAGAAGAAGAAAAGCUACUGCAAAAACUCUCUCAGCAACUGCAGAAACUUGUUCUUGUCUUGGAUCAGGAUAAUGUGACUACGAAUUAUGCAGUGGAUGAGGAACAUCAGAAAGAUCCUCAAACAGAAGAUGAAAAUGAAGAAGAGGAUGAGAGUGAAGAUGAAGAAAGUAGUGAGGAGGAAGACAGUGAAGAAGCAGAUGAUGAUGAGGAGGAUAAAUUGUUGGAUGAUCCAAAUGUUAAAGAAUGUAUUGCAGUUGGAAAUUUUAAUGCUCAGCAGGAAGGGGAUCUCACAUUUAUGAAAGGUGAAGUCCUACUCAUCCAUGACAAGAAAGCGGAUGGCUGGUGGGUAGCUGAAAACUCAAAAGGGGAGAGAGGCCUCGUUCCUAGAACCUAUCUUGUGGUCCGUAAUGAAGAAGAAGAAAACCAAGAGGAAAGUGGAGAACACAUAGAAGUGGUGGAUGAAACAGCAGAUGGAACUGAAAUUAAAAAAAGAAAAGGCUCUCACUGGAGUGCUGUAAGAAGAGCUAUCACAGAGAAUGACAAAGUAGAAGUAUUGGCAACCAUAGGAGCGGUUCCUGCAGGAUUCCGCCCAUCCACACUUUUCCAGCUCUUAGAAGAAGGCAAUCAGUUUCGAGCAAGUUACUUUUUGCAGCCUGAACUUACUCCAUCGCAGUUGGCUUUCAAAGACUUGGUGUGGAACUCGGAAAAAAAUACUAUCUAUCCUAGACCGACUCGAGUAUCCCUGAUUGUAACUUUAUGUAGCUGUAAAAUGAUUCCUCUCCCAGGAGCCAGUAUACAGGUUCUCAGUAGACAUGUUCGACUCUGUCUGUUUGAUGGCAAUCGCGUGCUGAGUAACAUUCACACAGUGAGAGCCACGUGGCAACCUAAAAAUCCUCAAUCGUGGACCUUUUCUCCAAGGGUAACGGGCAUUUUACCCAGCUUGCUGGAUGGUGACUGUUUUGUCAGGUCCAACUCCCUGUAUUCAGACGUUGGUAUAUUAUUUGAACUUGGCAUCACUUAUAUUCGCAAUUCAACAGGUGAAAGAGGAGAGCUAAGCUGUGGCUGGGCAUUUCUGAAGCUCUUUACUUCUGAUGGAAUGCCUGUUCCUUCCAAGAUGUAUGAGCUGCUAUUAAAUGGUGGUACUCCCUAUGAGAGAGGCAUUGAGGUUGACCCAUCGAUAUCAAGAAGAGCAGGUAGUGGUGUUUUUCAUCAGUUUAUAACGCUCAAGAAACAGCCUGUGCUUGUAGUGAAACUGAGGUCUUUAAGUGCGCAGUCAAAAGACAUCCUGAAUUUGCUACCAGAAACGUUAAUUGGCAGUAUGUGCUGCAUCCAUCUCUUGAUAUUUUAUCGACAAAUACUUGGUGAUGCGCUCCUGAAAGACAGAAUAAGCAUGCAAAGUACAGAUUUAAUCUGUAAUCCUAUUUUAGCAACUUUCCCUCAACUCAUGGAUCAACCAGACCUGAUGGAUGCACUUCGGAGCGCUUGGGCAGAUAGAGAAAGAACGUUGAAGAGAUCUGAGAAGAGAGAUGGAGAAUUUCUGAAGUGUCUGUUUGUCCUGGUGUACCACGACUCUGUCUUCCCUCUCCUCCGGUCCACUCUCCUACCCGACUACAAGUGGGCUGAGGAAGAGUCUGAAGCAUCUCGCUGGAAGGUGAUUGCUGACUUCUUGAAAAAGAGCCGAGAGAAUGACGGUGCGCUUCAGUAUCUGCUGUCGUCAGAAAACACUCACAAGCCCUUUGAUAUCUCAGAGCUGGCUUAUGAUUUCUUAGGAGAAGUGAGGGAAAACAAUCCUGGAGUAUGAAUGGAUUAUGGAAGA